Messenger RNA from Microthlaspi erraticum, 1596 nucleotides. The record is from the annotation of a GenBank genome assembly. Lineage: Eukaryota; Viridiplantae; Streptophyta; Magnoliopsida; Brassicales; Brassicaceae.
AUGGAAAUCUCUCCUUUCCCAUUUCCAUACCUACAAGACGACGAGUGUUCCCAUUUCCUUGGUCUAUUUCACGACAUGGACUCUUCUCCUUCUGACUUCGGAUUCGAAGGUUUUGGCAACGACAAUACUAACCCUAAGAAACGCCCAAGAAAGGAAGACGAAGACUUAGCAGGAGAAGGAGGAGGAGGAGCUGUGAAUGGUAACAACGCUGCGUUUGGAGAUAUACUCGCGACGCUUUUGCUCUUGGACGAGGAAGCAAAACAGAAACAAGAGCAGUGGGAUUUUGAAUCCAUCAGAGAAAAGUCUCUUCUCGAAGCUAAUCACAAGAAGAAAGUGAAAACAAUGGAUGGUUAUUACAAUCAACUACAGAAUCAUUACUCUGCAGCUGGAGAAACCGAUGGUACUCGUCCCAAACGCGCACGAAAAUCUGCCGUUGCUGCGGCGGUUUCCGCGGUGGUUUCCGGCGAGGAAGCAACCGGUGCUCCGGUUCCGGCGGCGGAUAUCCCUAGUGGUUCCGGGUCUGCCCCGGGUCAUAGGAGGUUGUGGGUGAAGGAACGGACGACGGAUUGGUGGGACAGAGUUAGCCGGCCGGAUUUUCCGGAGGAAGAGUUCCGGCGGGAGUUUCGGAUGAGCAGAUCGACGUUUAAUCUGAUAUGCGAGGAGCUAGACGCGACGGUGACGAAGAAAAACACGAUGCUUCGCGACGCGAUUCCAGCUCCUAAACGCAUUGGCGUUUGCGUUUGGCGUUUGGCCACUGGAGCUCCGCUUCGCCACGUGUCGGAGCGGUUCGGGCUCGGGAUCUCCACCUGCCACAAGCUAGUCAUCGAGGUCUGCCGCGCGAUCUACGACGUUCUGAUGCCGAGGUAUCUCCGGUGGCCGUCCGAUUCGGAGAUCCAAUCGACGAAAGAGACAUUCGAAUCGGUCCACAAAAUCCCAGACGUCGUCGGAUCGAUCUACACCACACACAUCCCGAUCAUCGCUCCGAAGGUCCACGUGGCGGCGUAUUUCAACAAGAGGCACACCGAGAGGAACCAGAAGACGUCGUACUCGAUUACCGUCCAGGGAGUGGUUAACGCCGAUGGGAUCUUCACCGACGUUUGCAUCGGAAACCCAGGAUCUCUCACCGACGACCAGAUUCUCGAGAAAUCGUCGCUUUCCCGGCAACGAGCGGCUCGUGGGAUGCUACGCGACAGCUGGAUCGUCGGAAACGCCGGGUUCCCGUUGACCGACUGGCUCCUUGUGCCGUACGCGAGGCAGAAUCUGACGUGGACGCAGCACGGAUUCAACGAGAACAUCGGCGGGAUCCAGACGAUCGCGACGGCGGCGUUCGAGCGGCUCAAGGGACGGUGGGCUUGUCUGCAGAAGCGGACGGAGGUGAAGCUUCAGGAUCUGCCGUACGUGCUCGGUGCUUGCUGUGUGCUUCACAACAUCUGCGAGAUGAGGAAAGAGGAGAUGACGCCGGAGCUGAAGUUUGAGGUCUUCGAUGAUGUUACGGUGCCGGAGAACAAUCUCCGAUCUGCGGUUGCGGUUAACAAGAGGGAUAACAUCUCUCACAAUCUCUUGCAUCGUGGCCUCGCCGGCACAAGAACUCUGUAG